AGAUCAAACUCUGAGGGCACUAGCCAGAUCUGAGCAUCUGGCACAUUCCAGAUUGAGCACCCGAGCCAGACAAGACGGAUCGAACCGGAUCGAACCAUUCGGUGUGAUCGCCAUGGGGAAGGACUGGGAGAGCAUCGAGCGUGAGCUGGCAGCAAAGGAAGCUGAGUUGCUGGAGAAGGAGGGGGCCGUGCUGCAGGGGGAGCACCUGUCUGGAUACAGGUACGUUCCCACUGUCAAGGUCGUGGACAAGUCUUCCUGGGACACCUUUGCUGUGCCGCAUGUGAAGCCUACGUGCACGUCAGAGAAUUGGCACCACAAGGAUGUGCUCUUUGAGAUUGGAGAGGGCAUUGCAUACCUGACCCUGAAUAGGCCAGAUGCUAACAAUGCGCUGAACGAGUCCAUCUCCCAAGCGCUGAUGGAUGCCACCUGCGAGCUGCACGGACGUCGGGACAUCCGGAUCGUUGUUCUACGCGCAGAGGGCAGCAUGUUCUGUGCAGGAAGUCUCAGUGUGGCCGUUGCACACGUGGAUUUCCAUAAAAGCACAUGCGCCCCACUGCCCCACUGCCGCGCCGAGUCUGGCGGCGAUCCCAAGCAUUUCUUCGAUGCCCUAGCCAUGACAGAGCGGGACGACCGCAAGGCGGUCAUCGGCUUCAUGAAGUUCCUUUUCUGGUUUCAGAGUCUGCCGCAGUUCACCGUUGGCCUUGCGCAGGGCUCCGCCAUGGGCAGCGGCAUCGCGUUGCUGUGCGUGUGCGAUAUGGUCCUGGCAGCCAGCCGCGCUCGCUUCACCUGCUCAGAGGUGAAGCUGGGAUUCUGCCCUGCCGCGCUUGCGCCCUCGCUCACGAGGAAGGUCGGGCCUGCAUUUGCCAAGCGGCUGUUGUGCAUGGCCGAGAACAUCUCGGCAGAGCAGGCAAAGAGGAUGGGCCUUGUCUCCGAUGUGGUGGAGGAGGAGUCUGACUUCUCCGACUACAUGAAGGAGAUCUGCGAAAAGGUGACGCUUUGUGCACCCACCGCUGCUGGCCGAGCAAAGCGCCUGGCGCAGAAUGUGAGCUUGCAGCCGCUGACGCAGAAGCUGCUGGAGUACACAGGCGGAGAGCUGGCCGACAUCCGCAUAGGAGAAGAGGCCAUUAAAGGCAUGGUGGCAGUGCAGGCAAGGACAAAGCCCUACUGGGCGGAGACUCCCAUCAAGCCGCUCUACUGAGCAUAUGGACACGUGGACAGCCGUGGACAGCGCUACGCUGCCAUUGCGAUGCGCGGACUCUGAGCAGUAGAUCUUCCUCUAGCUAUUCGAUAUGCGUUGCUCUUCAGCAAUCGCCGCCCAUGGCAGAAACAGCGGGGAUAGCAGGGUUUGCAUCACAGCAGGAUUUGUGCUAGGUAUCGAUCAUCGG
This is a messenger RNA of Effrenium voratum, 1385 nucleotides long. NCBI's taxonomy places the organism in Eukaryota, Dinophyceae, Suessiales, Symbiodiniaceae. The record is from the annotation of a GenBank genome assembly.